AUGAAUCUUUUUGUACCUGUCACCGCAAAAGGCGAAGAAAUUAAUUUAAUUCAAUUUUGGUUUUUCAAAUUUAGUUGGCUUUGGCCAUUGGCUUCAAAUAGUCCGAAAUAUGAUUUAGUUUUAGUGAAUCUUUUAGCUUUGUUGGGUCUUUCGUGUUUUGUGGGAACGGUCUAUGCUGAAUUUCUUUUUAUGAAUGACCAUGAAGGUGAUUUGGCCAAAAUAGCUGAAUGUCUUUGUACGACAUUUAUUGGUACUCAAUUCAUAAUAAGGAUUCUUCAUUUGAUGUUUCGACGUCAUCAGAUGAGGGAUGUUCUGAAGAAGUUUUAUGGAAGCAUUUAUGUUCCCAAAUCUGAAAACGAGCAACUCCAUAUUGCAUGUGAAAAGAGCCUUAGACUUGUUUAUUUCAUGUCUUUUACUUUUUUCGUCACUUUAUCACUUAUGUUUACUGCUGUGGGGCUAUUGGUGAUUGGAGAUCCACAUUCUCGGACAAAACCAUAUCUUUAUAAAAUGCGAUUUGCUUAUGACUCACAAGAUCCAUGGAAUUAUGCUUUCACCACGUUAUACACAGGAUGGGUUGGAUUUGCCUCUGUGACUCUAAUUGCUGCUCAGGAUUGUUUUAUUGGAACAACACUGACCUACUGUGCUGCCCGCUAUGAUUUAUUACAAAAUGAUUUAGAUACAUUGUAUGAAAGAUCAAUACGAAGUUUCGAGUAUCCUUCAAAGCCACUGCAAGACUUUCACAAAGUUUUUCGCAGAAAACUGGGAAUCAUUAUACAAAAACAACAAGAUUUGGAUCGAUUUAUGCCAGAUCUGCAAUCAUUCGUUAGCGUUACACUUUUCGUCCUUAUUUCAUUUGGAGUAUUUCUCCUCUGUGUUUUGGCAUUUCAAUUAGCAAAGAACGAUUUAAGUAUUGAAACACUCAAAUACUUCUUCUGGCUAGUGUCACAAUGUUUGGAAUUCGUUGUUGUUGGUUCAUUUGGACAACGUUGUACAGAUGCUGCUGCAAAAAUGGCCAACUCGUAUUAUAUGUGCAACUGGGAAUCACUGCUUGAUUUUGGUGAUGUUAAGGCCAAUGCUGAGCUUAUAAGAGACAUAAGCUUUGCAAUUUAUCGAUCACAGAAAUCUGUUCAUCUUAAUGGAAUGAAAUUUGUGAUUUUAUCUCUUAGCAGUAUUGGUUCGGCUAUGAGUUCUUCAGUGUCGUACUUUAUGUUCCUUAAUACAAUGGAGGAUAUCUCAAGCAAAAGGAAUGGCAAUAAGUAGUUUGAAUUGAGAAAAAGCACAGCUGUUGUCGGAGAUAAUGGACAACUUAAAGAAUUCAAGAAAAAAUACACUCUGCAUG
Messenger RNA from Episyrphus balteatus (marmalade hoverfly), 1339 nucleotides. Its product is annotated as odorant receptor 13a-like. The transcript is spliced from 6 exons. Gene Ontology annotation, biological process: detection of chemical stimulus involved in sensory perception of smell; sensory perception of smell. The record is from RefSeq and is a predicted model, not a curated record. Gene Ontology annotation, molecular function: olfactory receptor activity; odorant binding. Bases 1 to 1260 code for a protein of 419 amino acids. Gene Ontology annotation, cellular component: plasma membrane. Lineage: Eukaryota; Metazoa; Arthropoda; Insecta; Diptera; Syrphidae.